Brassica napus (rape) is the source of this 3604-nucleotide messenger RNA. RefSeq names its product auxin response factor 10. The record is from RefSeq and is a predicted model, not a curated record. The transcript has 5 exons. Bases 1282 to 3411 code for a protein of 709 amino acids. Gene Ontology annotation, biological process: response to hormone; regulation of DNA-templated transcription. Gene Ontology annotation, cellular component: nucleus. NCBI's taxonomy places the organism in Eukaryota, Viridiplantae, Streptophyta, Magnoliopsida, Brassicales, Brassicaceae. Gene Ontology annotation, molecular function: protein binding; DNA binding.
AUAAACAUGCUAUACAUCAUAAAUUUACUUUACAAAAAGAAUGACAAAACUAUUAAUACAAUCCAUAAAAAUCCAAUGAUCAAAAAAUUGCUAGGAGGUGGUUAGUCGCCUUAUAAAUGAUCAAUGUUUAGGCGGACGCCCUACACCAUUUUUUAAUGCAUAGACCAAUAUUAAAAAAACACGGUUUGAACAAAUCGUUUCAUUUCUACCUGAUUUGUUGCCGUCUAGAUGCCUAGACCGGUUUUAUAACAUUGUGGAGGUCUAUAUCAAUUUAUAAAAAGGGUUACAGAAUUUUACAAAUCAAAAUUAUAUAUAUAUAUAUAUAUAUAUAUAUUAUUUUCAUAAUCCACAUAACUUUUAAAAUCUUCUUUUACAAAAAAAAAAACUUUUAAAAUCUAUCAGUUUUAAAAUUCGUCAACUGGGCACAAAUCAUCUCCCAAUAGCAUUCCAUUAGAAUUACAUUUUGUUUUGGUAAAGGUCAAUUUGAUAGAAUAAAGGAUGAGAAAUAAAUAAAAAAAUGUCUUUUCUUAGGGGUAACAAUCUUAAUUACUAUUUACCUAGUCGUCUAGCAGUUAUAUCAUUUAGUAAAUUUGCUUUACAUAUUUCACCAUUUCCCAAUUACAUUCAUCAACAUAUCUUAUCUUUUUACCCUAGUGCAGCAGUAUGAACUAUUCACUUUACCAUGGGUGAAAAGAGAUGGGUAAAGAGGAUAGGAAAAAUGGUCUAACCAUGGUUAGGUUUGAUAACCAGUCAUUAAAUGGUUUCUGAUUUCUAGAUUACGAUUAGUUUCUAAUUAGUACCGAGCAAAUGAAACAAACAAGUUAGUUGCAGGUUUCUUUCAAACAUUUUUUGGUAUAUUCGAAUUUAACAUUUCAUGUUAUAAUAAAGGAAAAAAAAAACAGUUUAAAAGUAUGUGUUGAGAUAAUCUCUCGGGUUGUUUGGUUCUUGUUCUGUAUACAUCAUGAGAAGGGAGAGAAAAUAAAUAACAAUUUAAAAAGGAGUGUGUUUAUUAUUUAUUGUGGUCUUGUCCGUACCUGAUUAUUGCUCCUCUGUGAUCUGAUCGGCCAUUAAAGCAUUAUGAUACCUCUUUUGAAGUGAAAAAAAAAAAACACAAGCUCUGCUGUUUCUCUUUAUUUCUCUUUCACUUCACUUUCUCUUCUGUCUCUCUCGCUUCUUCUUCUAUGCGCAAGUGAGAACACUUGAUGUUCAUGUCUUGAAGAAAGCUUUAAUAUUCUUGUCUGAAAAGGAACACGAAACGACUAAAUCUUUUCUAUCAUAAAAAUGGAGCAAGAGAGAAGCUUGGAUCCACAGCUAUGGCAUGCUUGUGCAGGAUCAAUGGUUCAAAUCCCUUCCCUUAAUUCAACCGUCUUCUACUUCCCUCAAGGCCACGCCGAACACGCUCACGCGCCUCCUGAUUUCCACGCGCCGCGCGUCCCUCCUUUAAUCCUCUGCCGCGUCGCCUCCGUGAAGUUCCUCGCCGACUCAGAAACUGACGAAGUCUACUCCAAAAUUACGCUUUUGCCGCUCCCCGGCAACGACCUGGAUCUGGAAAACGACGCCGUUCUCGGUCUCACUCCGUCUCCCGACGUUAACGGCAGCGAGAAACCAGCGUCCUUCGCCAAAACGCUGACGCAGUCCGACGCUAAUAACGGCGGCGGUUUCUCCGUCCCCCGCUACUGCGCCGAGACGAUUUUUCCGCGGCUCGAUUACACGGCGGAGCCUCCGGUGCAGACCGUGAUCGCCAAAGAUAUCCACGGCGAGACUUGGAAGUUCCGGCAUAUCUACAGAGGAACGCCUCGCCGUCAUCUUCUAACCACCGGGUGGAGCACUUUCGUCAACCAGAAGAAGCUAAUCGCCGGAGACUCAAUCGUCUUCCUCCGGUCCGAAACCGGCGACCUCUGCGUCGGAAUCCGUCGCGCCAAACGCGGCGGUCUCGGAUCUAACGGCUUAGGAUCCGACAACAACAGCAACAGCAAUAAUCCCUACCCCGGAUUCUCAGGCUUCCUCCGCGACGACGAGAUAACAACUUCGAAGCUAAUGAUGAUGAAACGCAACGCAACCGGCGGCGGCGGGAACGCUAACGACGCGAACGCGCCUGGGGGGAGAGUAAGAGUGGAGGCGGUCGCGGAAGCGGUGGCGCGUGCGGCGUGUGGACAAGCGUUCGAAGUUGUUUACUACCCGCGAGCGAGCACGCCGGAGUUUUGCGUGAAGGCUUCCGACGUGAGAUCAGCAAUGAGGAUAAGAUGGUGCAGCGGCAUGCGUUUCAAAAUGGCGUUUGAGACGGAAGACUCUUCGAGAAUCAGUUGGUUCAUGGGUACCGUCUCCGCCGUUCAAGUCGCUGAUCCAAUCCGUUGGCCUAAUUCUCCUUGGCGUCUCCUUCAGGUAGCUUGGGACGAACCGGACUUGCUGCAAAACGUGAAACGGGUUAGCCCGUGGCUAGUCGAAUUGGUAUCGAACAUGCCAGCGAUUCACCUCUCUCCUUUCUCCCCGAGAAAGAAGCUGAGGAUUCCGCAGCCUUUCGAUUUCCCUUUUGACGGUACCAAGUUUCCGAUGUUCUCCCCUGGAUUCGCCGCCGGUAACAAUGGCGGCGGCGAAUCCAUGUGUUAUUUGUCAAACAAUGACAACAACAACAACAACGCUCCUGCGGGAAUACAGGGAGCCAGGCAAGCUCAACAACUCUUCGGAUCACCAUCUCCGUCUUUGUUGUCUGAUCUCAAUCUCAAUACUUUUCACUCCGGUAACAAAUUACAACAAUCUUCUUCUUCUCCGGCGAUGUUUCUCUCCGGUUUCAACCCCAGGCAUCAUUACGAUAACAUCGUCGUGCCACGUCAGACUCGGGACGCUGAGUUUAAUAAUAACAUUUCGUGUUCUUUGACAAUUGGGAAUCCUGGUUUAGUUCAGGACAAGAAGAAGUCCGGUUCGGUUAAGACUCACCAGUUCUUGCUGUUCGGUCAACCUAUUUUGACCGAACAGCAAGUCAUGAACCGGAAACGGGCGUUGGAAGAAGAGGCGGAGAAGGAGGAGAAAGGUGGGUUAACAUGGAAUUACGGUUUGCAGGGGCUUGAGACGGGUCACUGUAAAGUUUUCAUGGAAUCUGAGGAUGUUGGACGAACGCUCGAUCUCUCGGUUAUUGGCUCGUACCAAGAGUUGUACCGGAAACUGGCCGAGAUGUUUGGUAUAGAAGAGAGGUCCGAUUUGUUGACCCAUGUUGUGUACCGGGACGCAAAUGGUGUUACAAAACGCAUUGGAGACGAACCUUUCAGUGAUUUCAUGAGAGCAACGAAGCGACUAACGAUCAAGAUGGACAUACGCGGCGACAACGUGAGAAAGACAUGGAUAACCGGGAUCAGGAAUGGCGAAAAUGGUAUAGACUCUUCUACUAAGACUGGUCAGCUUAGCAUCUUCGCUUGAAGCAUUGAAGAUGUUUUGAUCCUAGUUUUGAUUCUCCGUCUUUAAAUUUGUUUUGAUGUACUUUGGUUCUAUGUGUGGAACAAACUAUUUCCAAGUUUUUAAAGUAAUUCCUGAAAUUGGUACUUGAAUUUUAUUUGUUUGGGUUGUGAGUUGUAUAUGUUAAUGAAAGAACCUGAAAUAUUAUUUGGGAAUA